AUGCUCACUUCGCAACCCGAGGCGCCCCAUGUCUCUCGAGAUGAACUGCGUGCUCAUUUCCACUACUUGGCCAUGCCGACGCUUGCCCAUUUCCUGGCGCUUUUCAUGCACGCGCCUGCUGCCUUUCCUCCGCACGGCACGAGCCUGGUCGUCGUAGACUCUCUUGCAACCCUCGUCGAUAACGCAUACCCCCGCAAUGUCGACGACCGUCUGCCCAGAAACAAGACAGAUCAGGCACGAUGGGCUGCAGGACGUCGAUAUACCGUCAUCAACGAGCUGAUAGCCACCCUCACACGCUUCGCUGCACUGCACGACAUCGCCCUACUAGUGACGAGCCAGACUAUUACACGCAUUCGUGGCGCUUCACGCGCAUUGUUGGUACCGGCAAUAUCAGGGAUUGAAUGGGAGAAUGGCGUUUCCACUCGUCUGGUUCUCUUCAGAGAUUGGCCCCGGCACGGCAAGGCUAAGAAUAAGGUACAAGCCGACAGCUUACAGAAAGCCCGAUUUGCUGGCUUAGUCAAGGCGAAUGGUGUAGCUCUCGCGGAAGAAGGCGGUGUGGGCAACCAUGGUCUUUGCGACAUGAACGUAGCAGCCGACGAUAUUGCAUCCCCUCUGUUCGUCCCAACAGAAGCCAGACCGCCUAAAAGAUCAUUCGCCGAGAUCGACGAGGACGUCGCUCGAGAACCCAAUUCCGACGAGCUCUAUGGCUGGAUAGAAGACGAUGAAGUCGCCACUGAGGGGUUGUUGAUGGAUGAAGCAGCCGUCAACGAGAACGACGCUGCGGGACCUCGCCUAGAUGUUGUCGCAGAGGGCCAUAAGAAGAAGGUAACACGGACAUCUACGCUUUGA
This is a messenger RNA of Alternaria ventricosa, 849 nucleotides long. RefSeq lists its product as uncharacterized. Gene Ontology annotation, molecular function: four-way junction DNA binding; crossover junction DNA endonuclease activity. Gene Ontology annotation, cellular component: replication fork; Rad51C-XRCC3 complex; Rad51B-Rad51C-Rad51D-XRCC2 complex. The record is from RefSeq and is a predicted model, not a curated record. Bases 1 to 849 code for a protein of 282 amino acids. The transcript is spliced from 2 exons. Gene Ontology annotation, biological process: meiotic DNA recombinase assembly; reciprocal meiotic recombination. NCBI's taxonomy places the organism in Eukaryota, Fungi, Ascomycota, Dothideomycetes, Pleosporales, Pleosporaceae.